Callithrix jacchus (white-tufted-ear marmoset) is the source of this 4347-nucleotide messenger RNA. NCBI's taxonomy places the organism in Eukaryota, Metazoa, Chordata, Mammalia, Primates, Cebidae. The record is from RefSeq and is a predicted model, not a curated record.
CUCAUUCUUUUGUGGUAUGUGUUUAUAUUACCUUCCCUUUCCUAAUCUUAACCUUCUCUCACAAAAUAUAAGCACCCUUUACUGAGGGCUGUAGUUGAAUGUCAAACUCUACAGCAAGGUUCUUAACCUUUCAUGCUCUAUGGACUCUUUUGGCUAUGAGAUAAUACAAAUAGACUUGCUUGUUUUUAAAUGCAUAAAACGAAAUAUGCUAGCCCUUUGGAAGGCCAAGGCAGGAGGGUAGCUGGAGUCUAGCAGUUUGAGAGCAGCCUGGGCAAUGGGUAAGACCCUGGCUCUACAAAUUUUCAUUUUAAUUAGCUGGGUGUGGUGGUGUGCACCUGUGGUCCCAGCUACUUGGGAGGCUGAGGCAGGAGAAUGGCUUGAGCCCAGAAUGUCAAGGGUGCAUUGAGCUGAACUCCAGCCUCCCAAGUAUGAUAGAGUGAGCCUCUGUCUCAAAAAAUUAAAAUUAAAAUAAAAAAAAACCCAAAAAUAAAUAAACAAACCCCCCCAAAACACAAAUAAGUAGGGUUAUAAAGGAAAAUAAUUAUAUUAAAGAAUACUUAUCAAAAUAGUUUUAUUUUAUUUUAUUUUAUGCCUUUAAUGACUAUGAACUGGAAUAUAGAAGAGAAAAACCUGAGAAAAUAUCGACUUCGCAGUUACAGCCCAGAAUUCUUUGUAGGGCCUUGUGGGUCCUCCAUAACAAUGAGGAGGGCUUCCCACCCAGGCCUCUGGCUUUCAACUUUAAUGAUCCAGGAUAAACCUGGAAAAUUGAUCAGCAGCUGGAGGCAUGUUGCAAACUCUUCUCUGAAAAAAUUACCAAGGCAUGAACGACAUAUGAAAAGCUAUGUAUACAUCUUUAAUGUGUAUAUCUCAAUGAGUUUGGGGAUAAGCACACACCUGUGAAAAAGGCUAUUCUGCUCUACUUAAAUGAAAAUAAUUACUCAGUGUUUUACUUAAAUAACAAUAUCCCCUAAUAUAGUUGAAGUAUGAUUCCAUGUGAAGUAUUUUCUUUGGCUGUUCUAUGGAACUCUUGAUACUCAGAACUCUUGGAUAUAAAAAUUCUCUGGAAAUUCUCCAAUAUUAAAAACAAAGUGUCCCUUAUUCCCCCCUUUUCAUUUUCUACUCUUCUAUUCCAUAAUGCCACUUCAAAACCAACAUGUUUCUGGUUCUCUAACCUCUUCCUUUUUUCUCUUUCACUGCUGCUUCCUGUACACAAUAGUCCACACAGACCACACUAACCCUCAGUUGGACCACAGGAUGUCAGUGUAAUCAGUGCUGCUCUGUUAGUCCCGGUAUCAGAAACAUUUAGAAAAUGCCAAAAAUAUUGGAAUUAAAAAAGCUAUUUCAGCAAACAUUUCCAUGGGCAUUGCCUUCCUGUUAAUAUAUGCAUCAUAUGCACUGGCCUUCUGGUAUGGAUCCACUCUAGUCAUAUCAAAAGAAUAUACUAUUGGAAAUGCAAUGACAGUCUUUUUUUCAAUCCUAAUUGGAGCUUUCAGUGUUGGUCAGGCUGCCCCAUGUAUUGAUGCUUUUGCCAAUGCAAGAGGAGCAGCAUAUGUGAUCUUUGAUAUUAUUGAUAAUAAUCCUAAAAUUGACAGUUUUUCAGAGAGAGGACACAAACCAGACAGCAUCACAGGGAAUUUGGAGUUCAAUGAUGUUCACUUUUCUUACCCUUCUCGAGCUAACAUCAAGAUCUUGAAAGGCCUCAACCUGAAGGUGCAGAGUGGGCAGACGGUGGCCCUGGUUGGAAGCAGUGGCUGUGGAAAGAGCACGAUGGUCCAGCUGAUACAGAGGCUCUAUGACCCUGAUGAGGGCACAAUUAACAUUGAUGGGCAGGAUAUUAGGAACUUUAACGUAAGUUAUCUGAGGGAAAUCAUUGGUGUGGUGAGUCAGGAGCCGGUGCUAUUUUCCACCACAAUUGCUGAAAAUAUUCGUUAUGGUCGUGGAAAUGUAACCAUGGAUGAGAUAAAGAAAGCUGUCAAAGAAGCCAACGCCUAUGAGUUUAUCAUGAAAUUACCACAGAAAUUUGACACCCUGGUUGGAGAGAGAGGGGCCCAGCUGAGUGGUGGGCAGAAGCAGAGGAUUGCCAUUGCACGUGCCCUGGUUCGCAACCCCAAGAUCCUCCUGCUGGACGAGGCCACGUCAGCCUUGGACACAGAAAGUGAAGCUGAGGUACAGGCGGCUCUGGAUAAGGCCAGAGAAGGCCGGACCACCAUUGUGAUAGCACACCGACUGUCUACGGUCCGAAAUGCAGAUGUCAUUGUUGGGUUUGAGGAUGGAGUCAUUGUGGAGCAAGGAAGUCACAGCGAACUGAUGAAGAAGGAAGGGGUGUAUUUCAAACUUGUCAACAUGCAGACAUUAGGAAGCCAGAUUCAGUCAGAAGAAUUUGAACUAAAUGAUGAAAAGGCUGCCCCUGGAAUGACACCAAAUGGCUGGAAAUCUCGCCUAUUUAGACAUUCUACUCAGAAAAACCUUAAAAAUUCACGAAUAUGUCAGAAUAGCCUUGAUGUGGAAAUUGAUGGGCUUGAAGCAAAUGUGCCACCAGUGUCUUUUCUGAAGGUCCUGAAACUGAAUAAAACAGAAUGGCCUUACUUUGUCGUGGGAACAGUAUGUGCCAUUGCCAAUGGAGGACUUCAGCCAGCAUUUUCAGUCAUAUUCUCAGAGAUGAUAGCGAUUUUUGGACCAGGGGACGAUGCGGUGAAGCAGCAGAAGUGCAACAUGAUCUCAUUGCUUUUCUUAUGUCUGGGAAUUAUUUCUUUUUUUACUUUCUUCCUUCAGGGCUUCACAUUUGGGAAAGCUGGCGAGAUCCUCACCACGAGACUGCGGUCAAUGGCUUUUAAAGCAAUGCUAAGGCAGGACAUGAGCUGGUUUGAUGACCAUAAAAACAGUACUGGUGCACUUUCCACAAGACUGGCCACGGAUGCUGCCCAAGUCCACGGAGCCACAGGAACCAGGUUGGCUUUAAUUGCACAGAAUGUAGCUAACCUUGGAACUGGUAUUAUCAUAUCAUUUAUCUACGGUUGGCAGUUAACCCUACUGCUAUUAUCAGUUGUUCCAAUUAUUGCUGUAUCAGGAAUUGUUGAAAUGAAAUUGUUGGCUGGAAAUGCCAAAAGAGAUAAAAAAGAACUGGAAGCUGCUGGAAAGAUUGCAACAGAGGCAAUAGAAAAUAUUAGGACAGUUGUGUCUUUGACCCAGGAGAGAAAAUUUGAAUCAAUGUAUGUUGAAAAACUGUAUGGACCUUACAGGAAUUCCGUGCGGAAGGCACACAUCUAUGGAAUCACUUUUAGUAUCUCACAAGCAUUUAUGUAUUUUUCCUAUGCCGGUUGUUUUCGAUUUGGUGCGUAUCUCAUUGUGAAUGGACAUAUGCGCUUCAGAGAUGUUAUUCUGGUGUUUUCUGCAAUUGUGUUUGGUGCAGUGGCUCUAGGACAUGCCAGUUCAUUUGCUCCAGACUAUGCUAAAGCUAAGCUGUCUGCGGCCCAUUUAUUCAUGCUGUUUGAAAGACAACCUUUGAUUGACAGCUACAGUGAGGAGGGCCUGAAGCCUGAUAAGUUUGAAGGAAAUGUAACAUUUAGUGAAGUCAUGUUCAACUAUCCCACCCGACAAAACGUGCCAGUGCUUCAGGGCCUGAGCCUGGAGGUGAAGAAGGGCCAGACGCUGGCCCUGGUGGGCAGCAGUGGCUGUGGGAAGAGCACGGUGGUCCAGCUCCUGGAGCGGUUCUAUGACCCCUCGGCGGGGACAGUGCGUCUCGAUGGUCAAGAAGCAAAGAAACUCAAUGUCCAGUGGCUCAGAGCCCAACUCGGAAUCGUGUCUCAGGAACCCAUCCUAUUUGACUGCAGCAUUGCUGAGAAUAUUGCCUAUGGAGACAACAGCCGGGUGGUAUCACAGGAUGAAAUUGUGAGUGCAGCCAAAGCUGCCAACAUACAUCAUUUCGUCGAGACAUUACCCCAUAAAUAUAAAACAAAAGUGGGAGAUAAGGGGACUCAGCUCUCAGGAGGUCAGAAACAGAGGAUUGCUAUUGCCCGAGCUCUCAUCAGACAACCUCAAAUCCUCCUGUUGGAUGAAGCUACCUCAGCUCUGGAUACUGAAAGUGAAAAGGUUGUCCAAGAAGCCCUGGACAAAGCCAGAGAAGGCCGCACCUGCAUUGUGAUUGCUCACCGCCUGUCCACCAUCCAGAAUGCAGACUUGAUAGUGGUGUUUCAGAAUGGCAGAGUCAAGGAGCAAGGCACGCAUCAGCAGCUGCUGGCACAGAAAGGCAUCUAUUUUUCAAUGGUCAGUGUCCAGGCUGGGACACAGAACUUAUGAACUUUUGCACAGUAUAUUUUUAAAAUAAAUUCAAGUUAUUCUACAAUUUUA